UUUUUUUCGUGCAAUUCUUAUAUUCUUAUUGAAAUUAUACAAUAUUAGUGCACUAGAUACAUUAUCAGCAACCACAAUUUUCAUAUUGUUUCAUCUCACAAAAUUGUGUCUUAAAUAAAAUUAGUGUAUUGUUUUCUUGAGUGGCACAAAAUUUUAGAUGUUCGAUUUGAGAUUAUCAAUUUUGAGUGCGAAUAUGCAAUGAAUAAAUAUAUAAACAAUUCAGAUGGAAAAAAAAUAUGAGGGCGGUGCGUGUUAAUUGAUUUUCUUUUUUUUCCAUUUGUUUAUUUUAUUUUAUACUAGUGGGAGUAGAAGAAUGGAAUAAAUAUUUACAACAAUAAAUUGGAACCCUUAAUUGGUAUUGAAUAUAAACUCGACCCAAACCAUUGGAAAAUUGUGUAAUUUCCCGUGUUUGUUUUUGGGUUCUCUGCAGGCUCUGAACUCUUUUGAUUUGCAUGCCUAAGCUUUUCUGUCAUGCCUAAGCUUUUCUGUCAUUUCUGGUAUUUUAACGAGGACAUGUUUUGAUGUUAAUUAGAAAAAUAAAGAAAGAAAAUAUUUAUAAAUAAUGAUUAUUUUAAUAAUUUUAGGUCCACUUGUUGCCCUUCUACAUAUAAUUUUUUAAACUACUUUAUCUUUCAACCUGUCCUUUUCGGUUUGAACAUUUUUCCUGCUUUCUUUUCUUGCCCCCCAAGUCUGUUGGUCUCUAUCCAGCUAAUAUAUAUGCAGAGUGAGGACAUAUCAAUGUAUGUGUUAGUGGAUGUAGUUUGUAGUGGAAGCCUAAGUUUAUAUAAUUGAACUGUGUUACGCAGGCUUUAUAAUUUGGGUGAACGACUAGAGUCUUUAAACAUUCAGUGUAAAGCUCAAAUGGGUCAUCAUCGUCAUCUUCUUCUUCUGCUAAUUUUAACCUCAUUUUCAUUGAAGUGCCAGUCAUGGGGUUGGUUCUCUCCUCCUGCAGAGAAUCAGUUUGAUGAGAAAGCUUCUGGUACAAAGGAUAAUUCUGGCCUUGCUGAAUUCUCCAUGGAAGGUUUUAAUGAUCCGAAUGGAAAAAGGCUAGUAGAAAGUGCUAAGAAGAAAUUGGUUGGUACAAACUCUUGUUGGCAAAAUGCUUACCAGCAUCUCUUUGCCGGAUGCUCAGAGAUUUUUGCAGUGGAAGAGAAACGAUCUAGAUUUGCUUGGCAUCUUGGUGAUUGUUUUCAAAAGGACUGUGGCAGGCCACCUUUUCCUUUCUGUGACCCAAAAUCUGCCAUGGUUAAAUGCUUAAAGAACUUAAAUGAAGAUGAGCAUAAGGUUUACCUUGAAUUCUAUCUUGAAACUAACUCCAUCUGCCAUCAGUUACAGGUUCACGCAUUCAAGCAACAAACAGAGAGAUUGGUAAAUGAAUUGAAAACUUCAGCCCAACUUGCUGAAGAAAAAUUAGAAAUUAUAGAAGGCAAAACAGAAUCUCUAUUGCAGAACUCAAAUGAAAUUUAUGAUUCUUUGAGUUCCAUUGAUACUCGAAUUCAACUAGUAGCUUCAACAACUAAGGAUGUAGGAGAUCAUAUAGAUGUUGUUCUCAAACAUUCAGAAGUUUUAUAUGAGCAAUCAAAGGAGCUUGCAGCUUCUCAAUCAGAGUUGCAAGAAGGACAACUGGAAAUGAGAAGAAGUUUGGUGGAUGGGAUGGCAACUCUUAAAGAUUCUUACAACAUUUUGGGCCAAGAAAUAGAUAAUUUAAGAAAUGAGGCCAUUGAAUUAGAGAAGGGGAUAACUAAAGUUGGCGAUGCAAUGUCUAUGAAGAUGAGAAGUCUGCAAAGCAAAGCGGACGACAUUGGGAAUAUGGCAGGGGUUUCCUUAGACAAGCAGCAACUACUUUUAGAUGGGCAAUCCACAGCACUUGAGGGUCUUCAAAUUUUAACUAAAUUUCAAUCCAAAGCACUGGAGGAGAGCAGGAGUACUCUGCAACAGUUAGCUGAAUAUGGCCACAGACAACAGGAAGAGCUUCUUCGGCGGCAAGAACAGAUUCAGAGACUUCAUGACAACUUGAUGGAAAAUUCGAAGUCAAUUUUGGCUGCUCAGGAAUCUUUUGAAUCAAAGCAAGCAAGCAUGUUUAUUGCUGUAGAUAAGCUGUUUGCUUUGCACAAUGCCAUGCUGCUUGAAUCGCGAUUAAUCAAAGCUUUCUUUGUGUACUGUAUAUCAAUCUUUAUCAUCUACAUGUUCACUAGCACGAAGCAAACAUACAAAGUCAGACCCUGGCUAUAUAUCGGACUUUGUGCUACAUUCAUCAUUGAAGUUGCAAUACUUAGGCUUGCAAAGGAUGAUAAUAUUGAACAAAAAUCAUGGAUAAUAAAUUUGGUCAGGUCACUCUUUUUGCUUCUUGCUUCAAUUCAGAUUCUACAUGCCAUAUACACAUACAGAGACUAUGAAGUGCUGAACCAUCAGAUGCUACUAACAUUAAUUGAGAAGAUUAAUGUCAUGCAAAGAUACAAGGAGUUGGCAUGGGACAUGGAUAGUGAUGUAAACUGGUCAACAUGGAUGGACACUGACUUACCGGAAGAUGUAAGCAAAUUUGAAGACCCUGACUUCAUAGUUCCAGAAGAAGUUGGAGAAAAUUCAAUCAUGACCACUUCAAAUACAAGACGUUAUAAUCUACGCAGCCGUCGAGUUCAUUGAGAAUGUUCUAGAGUGCUAGUAUUAGUUUCCAUGAACUCGACAAUCUUCUUAGUGCUAGUGUUAGUUUCCAACAAAAAUUUACGAUAAUGUACUUUCAGAUCAAACAGUGUAUGUAUUGGUUUCUUAAUUUGGUAAACUUUUAUGUUCAAUAGAAAUUUUUUUGAUGCUACUUGAUUGUGGGGGUAAAAAUACAGUGUUUAAAGAUUUUGCUAAACUCCUGUCUUUUCCUUGUCUUA
Quercus robur (English oak) is the source of this 2879-nucleotide messenger RNA. Its product is annotated as protein GAMETE EXPRESSED 1-like. The transcript is spliced from 6 exons. The record is from RefSeq and is a predicted model, not a curated record. NCBI's taxonomy places the organism in Eukaryota, Viridiplantae, Streptophyta, Magnoliopsida, Fagales, Fagaceae. The coding region runs from base 862 to 2643 and encodes 593 amino acids.